AUGAAGCUGUGCGAUGCGUUCGCGCGGAUGCCAAGGGUCGUGGCCUCGGGCUGGUUUUUCUCCCUGUCCAUGCUGGCGGUGUGCCUCAGCGCCGUGUGGAUCGGCAUCGACGCCGACAGGAACCUCUCCAAGAGCUACUACGCCUCGGACCCCGCGUUCCUCUUCAUGGACCACCUCUUCUGCGCCGUGUUCCUCUUCGAGAUCGCCGUGCGCUUCGGCGCGUUCCGAAGGAAGCGGGACUGCCUCAUGGACUCCUGGUUCCGCUUCGACGCGUUCCUUGUGACGCUAAUGGUCAUCGACACCCUAGUUCUGCCCCCGAUCCUGCUUGUGGCGACGGACGGUGGCCAGGAGGGCCUGAGCGAGCUUGCGGCGCUGCGGACGGCCCGGAUGCUGCGGCUCUCGCGCAUGGCGAGGCUCUUGCGGUACUUCCCUGAGGUCGUGACCAUCGCGAAGGGCAUCAAGGGCGCGCUGCGGUCCGUGGUGAUCACGCUGGUGCUGCUGCUGGUGCUGCUGUACGUGUUCGCCAUAUUCUUCAAGACGCAGGCCGAGGUCCUGAGCUGGUACGACGAGCGCGUUGACUCUGUCGGGAAGGCACCGGCGCGGCCUCGAAAUGAAGGAGACACAGAGGAUGAGCUGGACGCAGAUUGA
Molecule: messenger RNA, 648 nt
Organism: Prorocentrum cordatum
Lineage: Eukaryota; Dinophyceae; Prorocentrales; Prorocentraceae
Source: the annotation of a GenBank genome assembly